AUGUCGGAGACACGGUAUCAAGAAGGCCUCGAGGUCUACUCGGACAGCGCAGCUCAUGCACCAGAGGUCAGCCCUCAUGGUGUUUAUAGCCAAGGCUCGAAGGAUCCAAUAUCGGGUUAUGUUCAGGUCGUCGAGGCGCGAAAGGGUCCCUUUGGCCUGAGCAUAUUAAGCCUAUGUGCCCUCGUUGCUAUCGUUACUGCAGUGGUAGUUGGAGCUGGUGUUGGAGGAGUUCACAAGUAUUUGAAGUCCCAGCUGCAUCCGCGAUACAAACCUUCGCCUGUCCAACCUUCACAACCACCGCAAGCGACACCACCAAAACCACCGAGUCAAAGUUCUACGAGCCCAAACCAGCAGACCAAGUAA
Molecule: messenger RNA, 363 nt
Organism: Fusarium musae
Lineage: Eukaryota; Fungi; Ascomycota; Sordariomycetes; Hypocreales; Nectriaceae
Exons: 2
Coding region: 1-363 (120 amino acids)
Source: RefSeq, a predicted model, not a curated record